Messenger RNA from Patiria miniata (bat star), 513 nucleotides. Its product is annotated as collectin-10-like. The transcript has a single exon. The record is from RefSeq and is a predicted model, not a curated record. Gene Ontology annotation, molecular function: carbohydrate binding. Lineage: Eukaryota; Metazoa; Echinodermata; Asteroidea; Valvatida; Asterinidae. Gene Ontology annotation, cellular component: external side of plasma membrane. Gene Ontology annotation, biological process: biological process involved in interspecies interaction between organisms. Bases 1 to 513 code for a protein of 170 amino acids.
AUGGAAUCUCUGGUGGUGCUCCUGCUGGUAUGUUUCGGCGUAGCAUCGUGUGCCGUCUGCGGCCCAGACAGGGAAUUGUUUGAAAAAGCCAGUUACUGCAUGGUUGACAGCCACAUUCCGUGGGUCAGCGCCACCACCGCAUGCUCCUCUAUGGGAGGACGCUUAGCUGUUCCCAACUCCCAAGCCGAGCAAGCAUUCCUGUACGACUUCGCCGCCCAACAUUUUGGAAUAUACAGCAGUAUCUGGAUCGACUGCAGCAAGACGUCGACACACGGGCAAUGGAUGCAUGCGGAUGGUUCUCCAUGCGAGUAUACCAAUUUCAUUUAUGGUGAUGUCGACGGUGCCAACUGUGUACACAUGUAUCUAAACAGCGGUUAUUGGUUCGCAGUUGACUGUAGUGCCAACAUCUUUCCUGUCGUUUGUGAGUUACCGUUGCCUGAGGGAUCUAGUGAGGAGGUUAAGCCGUCGAUGUUCUGCAUGGAAUUCGGCGCUGAUGGUCGCCUUCAUCCAUAG